Molecule: messenger RNA, 1750 nt
Organism: Sitodiplosis mosellana (orange wheat blossom midge)
Lineage: Eukaryota; Metazoa; Arthropoda; Insecta; Diptera; Cecidomyiidae
Product: leucine-rich repeat-containing protein 15-like
Exons: 1
Coding region: 1-1503 (500 amino acids)
Molecular function (GO): protein binding
Source: RefSeq, a predicted model, not a curated record
AUGGAGUUAGCAUCAGUUUAUUAUCUGCUGUUCAUUAUUUAUUUCACAAAAUUUGGAGCUUGCGAUUCCAAAUUUGAGCAUAUCAGUGACUGUGUAUAUGCACGUAUAUUGGAAAGAAAGCCUGGAACCGAUUGGUUGACAUUCAAGUGCAACGAAGUUGACCAUGAACAAGACAUUUUUCUUCAAGAUAAAUUUCACUGUUCAUAUCAUCCAGUAAACCACAGUGAAUAUGCUUUCUAUCCGGGCACAAUAAAAUUCGAAAACUGUCGUUUCAAUCAGAUUCACAUAGAUUUUUUCGCGAAAUUCCCGAACAUACAUACAUUCAAUAUUUCGGACAUCGAACUGGAAACACUGCAAAUCGGUACAUUUUCGGGAGCAAAAAUUUUAACAAAUUUAUUCGUUGCAAAUAAUCAACUAUCCGAAAUACAAUCAGGUGUAUUUUUUGCCGCUAAAAAUCUAGAAGUUGCUGAUUUUGCAUGUAAUAAUAUCAAAAGUGUUGACACUUUCGCUUUCAAAGAUGCAAAAAUCCUCGAAACACUAAAUCUGUCGCAAAAUGCAAUAACAAAACUUGACGAAUACAUGUUUGUCGAUUUGAUCAAUUUAAAGGAAUUGAAUUUAUCGCAUAAUAAAAUCAAUGAAUUUGAUUUUAGUGCAUUACCCAUGAAUUUGAUGAUAUUGGAUUUGUCCAACAAUAACAUAUCAAAUUUGGAAAGAACAUUCACAAAAAUUGCCAAAUUAAAACACCUUAAUUUGGCAUUCAAUCCACUGGCUAAUUUAAACAUUGGAGCAUUUGCCAAAGUACCGUAUCUGGAAUACCUGAAUUUGAGACAAACUCAUUUAUCCGCCAUUCCAUUGGCAACGUUUUCACAUCAGCAAAAAUUGGUUUCACUGGAUUUAUCCGAAAAUUAUUUGAAAAAAUUGGAUUUUAAGAUGUUUGAGCUCAUUCUUCCCGAUUUAGAAUCACUCCAUUUGAAUGGAAAUCGACUGAAGGACCUGCAUGGAUUCGCAAGUGAACUUUUUCCGCAAUUACAUGUGUUCGAUAUUAGAGGAAAUAAUUUCAACUGCUCUUAUUUACUGCAAUUCAUGAAAUCAAUCAGCUCGGAAAAACUUCACAUUCCAGUUGCACCAGAAACGAUUAAAACCGGCGACACGCAUGUUCAAGGCAUCAAAUGCAAAUCUCGGGAUGAAGUGAUGGAACUUCAGAAUCAUGAUAAUGUAACGGAAGGAGAUGAAGCCACAGAAGGACAUGAAGCCACAGAAGGACCUACACAGGACAUUCAAUUACACGGAAAUGACAUGAAGGACAACGGUGCUAAAUCAACUCGAGAAUGCCACAAUAGCUUAUACCUGAUAAUUGCAGGCAUUGCAUUCAUAUCGAGCAUUUUUUUCUAUUGCUAUGGUUUAUUCAAAAUUUUCGGUCAAUUAAAAUCGAAUAAUUUGGUUCCUGAGGUCAGUAUUCCACAUGAAAUGAUAAGUGAACGGCCAAUGAUGUUGAACAUAUAAAACAAGAUAAUACAUCAAGUAAAUUCUUCUUAUUUUCUAUUUUUCAAUUUCUUUCGCAAGAGAAAUCAGUUUGAAGAAAGAUUAAAAUAAGAUUUUUCUAUGUGUUUCACAAUAAAUUUAUAACUUUUGUGUAAUGAUAAGUUGAGGCGUGUGCUUUUUUAAUUUCUUUUUGAUAAUUAUCAAAAAUUAAUUUAUUAAUGAAUCUAAAACUUGAUAGAGGUGAUAAAGAUCAGUUUUUAUUGGUAUA